This is a messenger RNA of Sparassis crispa, 1131 nucleotides long. Its product is annotated as WD40 repeat-like protein. The transcript has a single exon. The record is from RefSeq and is a predicted model, not a curated record. Gene Ontology annotation, cellular component: anaphase-promoting complex. The coding region runs from base 1 to 1131 and encodes 376 amino acids. Gene Ontology annotation, molecular function: anaphase-promoting complex binding; ubiquitin ligase activator activity; protein binding. Gene Ontology annotation, biological process: anaphase-promoting complex-dependent catabolic process; positive regulation of anaphase-promoting complex-dependent catabolic process; positive regulation of ubiquitin protein ligase activity. NCBI's taxonomy places the organism in Eukaryota, Fungi, Basidiomycota, Agaricomycetes, Polyporales, Sparassidaceae.
AUGUCUGGCCUCAAGAAUUCGCCCUUUGGCAAGCGUCUUCGCGCUUCACAUCAAGAUCAAGACGAGGAUGGUCCCCGAAGAAACCGUCCACGCGUAGCCCCGUUAUUCGGUGUCGCAUCCGCGUCGACGCCCUCCCUGGACUCGCGACCAACAACGAGCGAAAGUGGCGGUCCCGAGUCGCCAGCAGAACAGCGAGGUCCCCGAGAUUAUGGAGACCGGUUCGUACCUACAAGAGAUACAGGCGACAUGCGCACAUCCUACCAUCUUAUGGACGAGAGCGCUCCAUCCACGCCGUCUAAAAACAAGAUCAUCCCUACCGAAUCAGACGCUCUGAAAGAACAGGCCAAUGCUAUCUUCACCUCUAUCCUCCACACAGAAGUCACACCACCGUCCCCUCGCAGAGCCGUCUCACCCACCCGCUCGGGCUCGGCUGUAGCCCCGCCAUCGACGCCGACACGACGUCGACUUUUCGCAUACAACUCUCCAUCCAGAUCCAAUCCAGCUACACCCACGCGGCGUCUCGACACACCGACAGACGAAGCAUACUCAAUGAGUCCAGUGCGUGCGGAGAGCAGACAGCUACUGGAGAGUCCUCGGCGGCAGCUCCGUAGUGUCUGCAAGACCCCAUACCGGGUGCUGGAUGCUCCAGAGUUGGCCGAUGACUUCUACCUGAACUUGGUGGAUUGGUCAAGUACGAACGUUUUGGGUGUUGGAUUGGGCUCGUGCGUUUAUUUGUGGACGGCGCACAAUGCGGCUGUUUCGAAACUGUGUGACAUCAGUAACGAGAACGAUACAAUCAGCUCUGUAUCAUGGGUACAGAAGGUGACCUUUAUUCUUUCCCCUCACCUUUGGAGACUGAAAACUUAUGCCUUAGGGCUCCAUGCUUGCCGUUGGCACACUUUCUGGGCGACUGCGUAUAUACGAUGCAAGCACGCUUCAACUACAACGGACGUAUCAGCAGGCGCAUACGCAGCGGAUUGGCGCCCUUUCGUGGAAUUCGCAUGUGCUCAGCUCAGGCUCCAGGGAUCGUCAAGUACACCACCGGGAUGUACGAGAGCAAACCUCACGGCCAUUCAAGCGGUGUCAAGGGCACCGGCAGGAAGUAUGUGGCUUACGAUGGAGUUCGGAUAG